This is a messenger RNA of Cylicocyclus nassatus, 4043 nucleotides long. Lineage: Eukaryota; Metazoa; Nematoda; Chromadorea; Rhabditida; Strongylidae. The record is from the annotation of a GenBank genome assembly.
GUUUGAAACAUUCACUGCGCUCGUCGGUAUUUACUCGUAAAGUUUCAUAUGUCAACCCAAACGUUCGGUCCUCUUCUGAAUAAAUAUGUUUUCUUUCUCGACAUCCUCAGUUCGCAUUUGAAAAGGCCAAUCAUUUAGGCUAGUCAGACAGCCCUUCUGGCAGCGCAUGUUGUCGGUUCGUUAGCAAGCAGAGUGUUUGGCGAAAGCGGCUCGCAAUGAACAAUCUGGCACAACGACUCCGUGCUAUGGAGUCUAGAACGGGCUCCGUUGGCGACUGCUCGAAAAUAGCCAACUAUAGGAUCAGCAAGCAAAAUCUGUUCAGAAGACGCUCUACAAGGCGGCGAAUAUCAAAUGCGCAGAGACUAGCAGAUCUGGAGGACUUCAUCAAUCGGAGAGUACAAGCAUCCGACAACAAUUUCUUUGAGCGGAUUACUCAACCGUUGGAUGUGGAACAAUUAGCCGACGAUGAGUUGCUCACGAUUCGAAAUCUCACACUUAAUGCUGAUAGAAAACAACUCGAGGCAUUGUAUGUGGAAGCCUUGUACACGAUCACCCAUAAAGUGGGUAAAGAAGAAUGUGAAAGUCGCGAAAAUCUUUAUAAAUAUGUCCGAUCUGCUUUUCAAGGCGAUUCACAGCUACACAAUUCUCUCAUGGAGAAAGCUAAGCAGAACAAGCCUCCCGUUGUGCUGCUGAAUGUUCUGCUACUGGAAGCAAAAGAUCUAAUUGCAAAGGAUAUCAAUGGAUUCAGCGAUCCAUUCGCUAUGAUGGGUGUUGUGCCAGGCAAACGAGAAAUGAUUGAAGUGAUUGAACCUGUAGAAGAAGAAGCUCUAAAAUCUCCCAAGUCACCGAAAAAUCAGUUGAAUUUCCAACUAAAAAAGGAUACCGUCCUACAAAGAUUUGGUGGAUCAUUUCGACGAAAAGUUGCAAAGAAAGGAGCUAAGAUAAGUUCAGAUAGUGGCACAAUACCUGCAAAAUUGAUCAAAGCCAGUUCGGUACAAAAGAAGACGCUAAAUCCACAAUGGAAUGAGCGAUUUCAAUUUAUUGUCGAUGAUGUACAAACGGAUCGAUUUCACAUGGAUAUUUGGGACCAUGAUGAUGAGGAGCAGUCCGUUUUGGAUGCGGUAUCAUCACUGAAUCAAAUUAGUGGAGGAUUCAAGGGUCUUGGUCGUUUCUUCAAAGAAGUUGCGCAAAGUGCACGAGCUGAUUCGGAAGAUACCACAGAUGACUUUUUGGGAUGCAUUAGUAUGAAUCUAAGUGAUAUUCCUCCGGAUGGCAUUGAGCAAUGGUUCACAUUACAGCCACGUUCUGAAAAAAGCAAAGUAUCCGGCAGCGUGAAGUUGAAGCUCUGGCUUUCCACGCGUGAAGAACGUAUUGGAGCUGAAGAAGAUGAUCUACUAGAUGUCAAAGAGCAUAUCGAACUUAUGAGACAGUUCGCUUUGUACGAAAUUCGCCUCAGUGGGGCUCCUGUACGGUUGUGGGAUGGCGUAUUUCAAGAUAAAGCUAACACUAUUCUUCGACAACAUGCUCUACAAGGUGAUCUCACGGAAGUUCAUACGGCAAUGUGUCGAUGGCUCGCAUUCCAGUCAAUGAUAUCCAUUGACAUUUCCUUUACCCUUCUUGCCAAAACCCUGCAGAACAUUUUGGACAAAUGGCAACCGAUGACACUGGAUAAGGCCGAAGAGGACAUGCUAACUGCUUCUUUCUCAGCAUUUGAUUCGCACUGCAAAAGAGCUUUCGCUGAACAUCGUAAACGGUUUCAUCCCUCAAAAAGAAAUGCAGGAGAAGAGUUUGCUAGUCUUGUCAGGUGUAUGAAAGCAUUACGUGAUUCGCCUUUUUACCAGAAGUAUCUACCAUACAAACGACCGUUCCACGCUCAUCUGGAAUCAUUGAUUAUAAAAAGUGCUGAAGAUUUCUUUGACGAGAGCGUAGAAUCAGUGCAAGAUGAGGAUCCUUGUAAAGAACUUCUCAAAUUGCUCUCAAUCAUCAAUGGAAGCUGUUCGAGAUUUCAACACUAUGCGAACAUUAUACGAGAAGUCGGUCGGAUUGACUACUGUCAGCUGACACUGUCCACUUGGGAUAGAAUGCUCAACGAGUACCUCACUUCGGAGCUGAUGAGUGAAAGAAAAACGGAUCUUCGGUCGCAGAUGAAAAUCUCUGCAAAUCAAGACCCACCAAACGAAGAUGAUCUCAUAGACCUUAUUCGGAUACAUAUGGCAUUUGUCGAGCUGCGAAAUUAUCGGCUAGCGAAUCGAGUUCGGGGCAAAGAUGAAUCGGAAUGGUACGGGAUCUUCAAUCGGGGUAUAAAAAAUUUCCUGACAUUGGCAAAGGAAAAAGCUCUUAAUCGAAUCUCGCUCAGCUGCCAGUUGGAUGUGCCGAUAUGCACAUCUUCUAAUGACAUGCGUCAUUCAAGCAGCCAUAUUGAUGUGUGCCAUAUAGUCGAACAAAUGACCGUAUGCUGGGAUCGGAUGGACGUAAGCGAAUUGACUCUGAAAAUUGAUUAUACAAGAACCCUUGUGGAUAUACUCUGUGACAUAGUGAUAACGUACACUCAGAAGAUUUUUGCAAAUCUUGACGCUGAAGGAUUCUCUGGUGAACUUCAAGUUUUCGUCCCGUCACCCCUGUUGCAAUUGUUAUGUUCGGCAAUAAAUAACUGUGAACAAGUAAGGAGAAGUUUAAUGAUUCAUGAGAAGCUUCAUCUGGAUGAUCUGGCCAUAGCAUACGAAAGAGCUGGACAUGGUUCACCAACAUGGAAAGCAGCUGUUGAGCAACGGUUAGAGCAGACUGAUGCAACGAUCUGUGCAGAAAUUGACCGGGUCGUAGGCUUGCUAACUGCUCGGUUGCGACCGCAGAUGAAAAAGCAUGUGUUUCAUCUUGCUUGGAGUCCAACCGCACAUCCUGUGGAAGACUCACUCAAACCUUUGACCGAUAUGAUCGACAUCGAAUUGUCUGCAGUACACAAAAAUCUUUUGCAUAAGAACUUUUUGCGGGUUAUGUCAGCACAAAUUGGGAUUGUUGUACGACUUUUGAGAGAAUGCGUUGAUGAAAAUCCAGGGAUGGAGCCAGCAUUUUACCACCGACUCUUCGAAGCUUGGCAUGUUCUUGUCGACUUCUUUCACGCUGGUGGAAAAGGUCUCUCAACGGAUGUCUUGGAAACUGCUCCGGAACAUAUGGCGCUAAUAAAGAUUUUGUCCUUGAAUCAAACGUCCACGCAACAGCUCAUCGAGAAGUAUUACAAGGAUCUGCUCAAACAACAAAACGAAGUAAGCGAAUGCAAAUACGGUAUACUGAAUGUGCGGGCGUACUACAAUACAAGCUCUCAGACGCUUGUUCUGGAUGUAAUUGGAGCGAAGCAAGUGAUACCACUAGACGCGAAUGGGCUCUCAGAUCCAUUCGUAGUGAUUCGGCUUGUACCGAAAUAUCGAUAUCCCAAUCAAACUGUAAGCAAGACGCGAGUGGUAAGCAAAACGCUCAACCCUAUUUUCGACGAGACAUUUGAAUUCCAUAUACCACCGAAGCUUCCGCCGUGCGCUAUGCUACAUUUCACAGUGAUGGACCAUGAUUAUUUGCGAUCAAACGAUUUUGCAGGAGAAGCAUUUCUGGAACUGGCUGAUGUUCCUGGCUUUGGGCUAGCCGGCGGAAACACGCUUCGCCAAUUCAAUUUGAUACUAAUUCAACCACAGCAGAAUAAUAAGGAAAUACUAGAAGUUCUUAGCAGCAGAAAAGAAGACAAAGAAGCGCUUGAGUUUCUCCGGUCAAUUACUACGGCUUACUAAUCAGAUAAAUAUUUGUGUCAUAUUGAAGAAAAUUUGGAUUUGUGAGCAAUGCCCACAUGCUCUAAAUUACUAGUUACUAACAAAGCUUUGAGUUUUUAGUAUUAGGAAUAUGCUUUGAAAUUCAGUGCGUUAAGAAUUUUGCAUAACUGUUAUUGCUUUGGAGAUUUCAACAUGCAUUGUACAUUUGCUGAUGUAUCUACUGGAUACUAACAUAUGCAUAAAAUUAUGUGUUUUGUUCUAAAGUACUUGGAUUUGUAAAAGAAAAAUGUC